Puma concolor (puma) is the source of this 1317-nucleotide messenger RNA. Lineage: Eukaryota; Metazoa; Chordata; Mammalia; Carnivora; Felidae. The record is from RefSeq and is a predicted model, not a curated record.
AUGGUGGUCAGGGGAUGCUUCUCUGCUGGAGUGGUGACAUAUGAUGUGGCCAAGCAAGAGGAGUUCUUCAACCUGUCCCACUGCCAGCUGGUGACUCUCAUCAGCCGAGACGAUCUGAACGUGCGCUGCGAGUCCGAGGUCUUCCACGCCUGUAUCAACUGGGUCAAGUACGACUGCGAGCAGCGGCGGUUCUACGUGCAGGCGCUGCUCAGGGCUGUGCGAUGCCACUCGCUGACACCCCGCUUCCUGCAGAUGCAGCUGCAGAAGUGCGAGAUCUUGCAGGCGGACUCCCGCUGCAAGGACUACCUGGUCAAGAUCUUCCAGGAGCUGACCUUGCACAAGCCCACGCAGGUGAUGCCCUGUCGGGCGCCCAAAGUGGGCCGGCUCAUCUACACCGCCGGCGGCUACUUCCGCCAGUCGCUCAGCUACCUGGAGGCCUACAACCCCAGCGAUGGCACUUGGCUCCGACUGGCAGACCUGCAGGUGCCUCGUAGUGGCCUGGCGGGCUGCGUCGUGGGCGGGCUGCUGUAUGCCGUGGGUGGCCGGAACAACUCGCCCGACGGCAACACCGACUCCAGUGCCCUGGACUGCUAUAACCCCAUGACCAACCAGUGGUCACCCUGUGCCCCCAUGAGCGUGCCGCGCAAUCGGAUUGGGGUUGGGGUCAUCGACGGGCACAUCUAUGCCGUGGGUGGCUCCCAUGGCUGCAUCCACCACAACAGUGUGGAGAGGUAUGAGCCAGAGCGGGACGAGUGGCACCUGGUGGCCCCAAUGCUGACUCGAAGGAUCGGGGUGGGAGUGGCUGUCCUCAACCGUUUGCUCUAUGCCGUCGGGGGCUUUGACGGCACAAACCGCCUCAACUCAGCCGAGUGUUACUACCCAGAGACAAACGAGUGGCGGAUGAUCGCACCCAUGAACACCAUCCGAAGCGGGGCAGGAGUCUGUGUCUUGCACAACUGUAUCUAUGCUGCGGGGGGCUACGAUGGUCAGGACCAGCUGAACAGCGUGGAGCGCUAUGAUGUGGAGACAGAAACGUGGACUUUUGUAGCUCCCAUGAAGCAUCGGCGAAGUGCCCUGGGGAUUACUGUGCACCAGGGAAGAAUCUACGUUCUGGGAGGCUACGACGGUCACACGUUCCUGGACAGUGUGGAGUGUUAUGACCCAGACACCGACACCUGGAGCGAGGUGACCCACAUGACAUCCGGCCGGAGCGGCGUGGGUGUCGCCGUCACCAUGGAACCCUGCCGAAAGCAGAUCGACCAGCAGAACUGUACCUGUUGAGCCACUUUUGUUUCUUGGGCAAAAAAACGGUCCGAU